Effrenium voratum is the source of this 162-nucleotide messenger RNA. Lineage: Eukaryota; Dinophyceae; Suessiales; Symbiodiniaceae. The record is from the annotation of a GenBank genome assembly.
AUGCCGCUCCGCCAGUUCGACGAGAUCGUGGCCCAGUCACAGGCUGCCCGUGCGCCGGACCGCCGCGGCGAGGCUGAGGCCGAGAUCGUGAAGGAAGCACCACAGGAGGCCGUGCCGCGCAAGGACCCGGACCCGCUUGGCUCGUCAACACUUUUGUGCUGA